This is a messenger RNA of Mus musculus (house mouse), 1138 nucleotides long. RefSeq names its product SRY (sex determining region Y)-box 15 (gene Sox15). The record is from RefSeq and is marked validated. The transcript is spliced from 2 exons. Gene Ontology annotation, cellular component: nucleus. NCBI's taxonomy places the organism in Eukaryota, Metazoa, Chordata, Mammalia, Rodentia, Muridae. The coding region runs from base 337 to 1032 and encodes 231 amino acids.
GUAGCACCUGGGUGCACUCCUGGCAGCUGUUGGGACUUUGUGGAGACCAAGAGCUGCACGCUUGAAACUGCAGUUUCAACAGAAGAACCCUGUCUCGCUGAAGCAGAGGGUAGAAAGAGCGACUGGUAGACCUGAGAGAACACUACCUCUCCGGUAAAGGGCUCCAGACAAGGAUUCUAAAUUCAGCUUCCCAGAGGUGACAAUCGAUCGCUGGGAGCAAAGUUUGGAUUCAAGCGCUCUGGAAGAUACUUAAGUACCCAAAUAUUCCUAGUCCAGUCUUCGCUCUGGGAGAAGGGCAUUCAAGACGCCCUCUCAAAGAGGCUUCACCUCCAACCCAUGGCGCUGACCAGCUCCUCACAAGCAGAGACUUGGAGCCUGCAUCCUCGGGCUUCCACGGCCUCUUUGCCUUUAGGACCCCAGGAGCAGGAGGCCGGCGGGAGCCCUGGAGCGUCUGGGGGACUUCCGCUGGAGAAGGUGAAGCGGCCCAUGAACGCCUUCAUGGUGUGGAGCUCUGUUCAGCGCCGCCAGAUGGCGCAGCAGAACCCCAAGAUGCACAACUCUGAGAUCUCCAAGCGCUUGGGCGCUCAGUGGAAGCUGCUGGGCGAUGAAGAGAAGCGACCCUUCGUGGAGGAGGCUAAGCGUCUUCGUGCCCGCCACCUCCGCGACUAUCCCGACUACAAGUACCGACCCCGGCGUAAGAGCAAAAACUCGAGCACCGGGUCUGUCCCCUUUAGCCAAGAAGGAGGUGGCCUGGCAUGUGGUGGCUCACACUGGGGGCCAGGGUACACAACUACCCAAGGGAGCAGAGGCUUUGGGUACCAGCCCCCCAACUAUUCGACAGCCUACCUGCCUGGCAGUUACACCUCUUCCCACUGCAGACCGGAGGCCCCCUUACCAUGCACCUUCCCUCAGAGUGAUCCCAGGCUCCAGGGGGAGCUAAGACCCUCUUUCUCCCCUUACCUAUCCCCAGACUCUUCCACUCCAUAUAAUACUUCCCUUGCUGGAGCCCCCAUGCCAGUAACCCACCUUUAACUGGCAGGGACGCCCAGGGCCAACCCCACAGACCCCUACAGAUCUCCAAGGAACCAGAAUGCACACUAAACACAAUUUUGUACAAUUAAAACCAUGUUUCGGAGUC